Molecule: messenger RNA, 862 nt
Organism: Oryza sativa Japonica Group (Japanese rice)
Lineage: Eukaryota; Viridiplantae; Streptophyta; Magnoliopsida; Poales; Poaceae
Source: RefSeq, a predicted model, not a curated record
AUUUCCCUUCUUUCCCAAAGCCGUGAGCCCUCAAACCCUAGACUUGGGGAGAGCAUCGCAGCCUCAGUCAGAGAGAGCUCACCGACGCCAUGGAUCCUUCACACCACCACCACCACCACCACCACCGUCUCCACCUCCACCUCGAUCCGCGGCACCACCACCACGUCCACAUCCGCUUCUGCCCCCACCACCAUGGCCACAUCACCCCCCACCCGCUCGCUCCCGCUCCGGCUCCGGCUCCGGCCGCCCACCGCACGACACCGGCGGCGCCUUGGCCGCUGCACGCCGGCGCGGGGCCGAACGACGGGCCGCAGGGGGAGGCGACGAACGAGGCGGCGGCGCUGCAUCUGGAGCAAGCAGAGGAGGUGAUUUUGGUCGGGGAGGAGGAGGAGGAAGAGGAGGAGCCGGUUUUUGUUCUGACCGACGAGUGGGCGGAAUUCUUCGCCAAAUCCGACGCAAAGAGGAGACUCGCUAAACAGCAGCAGAAGAAGAACAAGGGUCGGAAGAAGUAGAUACUGCCAUACUGGUCGUGUUCGUGUUUCCGUGGAGUAACACAGAGCUUAAAGAAACGAGAAAUAUUUUUUUUAGGGAAAAACGAGAAAUAUUUGAAAUGAAGCGAAGACGAUAACUGUUACGAGAAUGGGUGGGGGAUGGGGUAGUGGCAGCUUUGAUGUACUUUUGGUCUUACCAAAGUUUUUACUCUGAUGUGUAACGCAUACUGAUGUUAAUUCAUCCGGUUUUACAGGAUGAAGGGUGCGUACUGUUUUACAAGCUAGAGAGUAAAAAGUAUUUCCUCCGUCCCAAAAUAUAAAAGAAAUAUAAAGGAUUGAUGGAUGUGAAGCUAGCUUUGUAGUAGUAGAUA